ACCGGUGAUUAGAGUGAAUCAAGUUGUUACUUCUUAUCAAGUGUUGUUUAAAAAUUUUUUCACUUGCAUUUUAUUCUAAGUGUCUUUUUCUUAUUACUCAAGUUAAUUCAAAUUACUCUAAUAUCAUAAUUUGAAUUUUUUAAUAUCAAUUUGUGAGCUGUGGAAUAUGUCAAACCCAAAUGCUUUAGCAGAGAAAGAAAAGGGUAAUCAAUUUUUCAAGGAAAAAAACUAUGAAAGUGCUGUUAAUUGUUACUCUAAAGCAAUAGAAUAUGAUCGAACCAAUCAUCUUCUUUACGGCAAUCGAUCUCAGGCUUACUUGAAUCUCAACAGACCAGAUGAAGCGGUAAAAGACUGCAAUCAAGCUUUAAAACUAGAUUCCAACUAUGUGAAAGGUUAUCUCAGGAGAGGAACUGCUUUGAAAAUGUUGAGUGACUAUGAAAAGGCACUGACAGACUUCAAAAAAGUUCUCCAACUAGAACCAAAUAAUAAACAGGCGCUCAAAGAAGUCCAAGAUAUUAAUGAACUUUUAUCACCUAAAAAAGCUGGCCUUAUUGAACCAAUCUCGUCCAGUGAUACUUUUUACUCAAACAACAAACAAAUUGAAACACUUCCAUCCGGUGAUGAGAAACAAUCAAAUCGCCUUAAUGUAAGACCAAGUUCCAAGAAAAGCCUUCCCAUUUCGAAUCGGGUUAUUAACAGGAUACCAAUAAACACCUUUGAAUUCUAUUGUGAUUGGAGAGAACUUUCAACUGAUUCCACCAAAUUAAAUUACAUUACCAACAUUGGAGUAACCAAGAUGAGAGAAAUAUUUCGUGACUCUAUGGAGCCUUUCGUCUUUUGCGACCUUCUGAGAAUACUGGCUUCUUGUGAAGAUAUUGCCUUUCGAUCAAAUAUGUUACUUGAACUGUCCAAAAUAGAAAAAUUUGCAACUUUGGUUCUAUUUUUAGAGAAACAUGAAGAAAAAUAUCUCAAAGAUCUCAUUGUCGAUAUGAAGAGUUGUUUAAGUGAGGAUGAUAUGAACACUUUCAUUGGAAGAAUUGGCAAAAAAUACAUGUUAUAAACAUUCAUGUCUUUAAUUUAAAUAUUGUUUAAAUUCCUCUAGAUACAAAAUGUACAUUUCAUAAAUUUAAAAUGUCUUCUCAAGCAUUUUAAUUAUGACCAUUUCAAUUAUUGCAAAACUCAAUUUAAUAAAAUGUAAAUGCUAUCUACUUUGAAAAAGGUAA
Molecule: messenger RNA, 1223 nt
Organism: Tetranychus urticae (two-spotted spider mite)
Lineage: Eukaryota; Metazoa; Arthropoda; Arachnida; Trombidiformes; Tetranychidae
Product: sperm-associated antigen 1
Cellular component (GO): protein folding chaperone complex
Molecular function (GO): protein binding
Source: RefSeq, a predicted model, not a curated record